This is a messenger RNA of Iphiclides podalirius (scarce swallowtail), 387 nucleotides long. NCBI's taxonomy places the organism in Eukaryota, Metazoa, Arthropoda, Insecta, Lepidoptera, Papilionidae. The record is from the annotation of a GenBank genome assembly.
AUGACCUACGACAGCAUUCAAGGUAUGGAGUAUUUGGAUAUGGUUUACAACAAAGCGAUGAGGAUUUACCCGCCCAUUGGCUUCCUGACCAGGGAGUGCGUCCGCGAAACUAUGUUGCCGAUAUUCCCCGAACCUGAUGCCUUCAAGCCGGAGAGGUUCAGUCGUGAAAAUCGUGCCGCUCUGGACAACACCUUCAUGGCUUUCGAUAAAGGCAACAGACUCUGCGUUGGCACCAGACACGCAACACUACAAGUAAAUUCGGGCUUAGUUCAUUUACUGCGCCAUUUUUCCGUCCGGACUCGUUUCAACGGAGAUAAGAUUAACUACAGCAAGCAAAGCCAAGCGAGCUUACUCCCAGAAGUACGCAGCAAAGACGGUUCGCCGAAG